AAUAGAAGUUUUUGCUUUGUUUGUACUUUUUCUUUCAUUUUAAAUUAUUGCUUUAAUAUCUGCUUUUUAUUUAGAAAAUAUUUUUUACGUAGGUGGAAAGCAUGUACUAAAGAUUUUUAAUGUAAUCACAACGGAGGCUCAUACCGGUUCAGCAAGAUGACUUCCAUCAUCAAGGUACACUGUAUCUCCGGUGCUGGAGAUGAGUCCCCACCAUGCUACGUUCUGCAAAUUGACGAAUUCAAGUUCCUUCUAGAUUGCGGUUGGGACGAAAAGUUUGAUAUGAACUUUAUAGGAGAAUUGAAAAGGCAUGUAAACUCCAUAGACGCAGUACUACUCUCUCACUCCGAUCCCCUACAUCUUGGGGCACUGCCAUAUGCAGUUGGAAAACUUGGGCUGAAUUGCCCAAUAUAUGCCACAUUACCGAUUUACAAAAUGGGCCAAAUGUUCAUGUAUGAUUUAUAUCAGGCACACAGAAAUGUGUCCGACUUUGAUCUAUUCACAUUGGAUGAUGUUGAUGCUGCAUUUGAUAGGAUAACACAGUUGAAAUACAACCAGAGUAUAGAUAUGAAAGGUAAAGGUCUAGGUGUUCGUAUCACACCACUGCCAGCGGGCCACUCCCUUGGUGGCACAGUAUGGCGCAUAGCAGCACCAGGAGAGGAAGACAUUGUAUAUGCACCAGACUUCAACCACAAGAAAGAAAGGCAUCUCAAUGGCUGUGAAAUCGAGAAGUUAAUGAGACCAUCACUGUUAUUAUUAGGUGCAAUGAAUGCGGAUUAUGUCCAGCAGAGGAGAAGACUAAGAGAUGAAAAGCUAAUGACGACAAUCCUCACAACACUCCGUGGUGGUGGCUGCGUUCUUGUCUGCACGGAUACAGCUGGCCGUGUGCUAGAAUUGGCGCACAUGUUGGACCAGCUGUGGAGGAACAAGGACUCGGGGCUGGUUGCCUACUCAUUGCUACUGCUGUCUAACGUCAGCUAUAAUGUUGUUGAAUUUGCUAAAUCACAGAUAGAAUGGAUGAGUGACAAACUGACGCGUGCGUUCGAAGGUGCCCGCAGCAACCCGUUUGCACUACGCCACCUCCAACUGUGUCAUUCAGUAGCUGAGGUAGUCAGGACACCAGGCCCCAAGGUGGUGCUAGCAUCCUUCCCUGACUUAGAAACUGGUUUCGCCAGAGAUCUAUUCCUUCAAUGGGCUCCGCAUCCGUCUAACUCGAUUGUUUUAACAGCACGAACGUCCCCUGGCACACUGGCUCGGGAUCUGGCGGAGAAUGGCGGAGACCGCAUACUGGAGCUGCCCGUGCGGCGGCGGCUGAGGCUCGAGGGUGCCGAGCUGGAGGACUACCUACAGCAUCAGAGGCUCAAGAUCAACAAUUCUAUAAAGGAGGAGACGGCGGGGCUGUCGUCGGACUCUGACUCGGAGGGCGAGCUGGAGAUGUGGGUGGUAACAGGCCGCCACGACAUCCCGGCGCGCGGCGCGGCGCGGCCCUCCGGGUGCUUCAAGGCCAAUAAGCGGCACCACGCCAUGUACCCGUUCCACGAGGAGCGCACGCGCACCGACGACUACGGCGAGAUCAUCAAGCCUGAAGACUACAGAUUGGCUGAAAUAGUGGACGCUGAAGGAGAAAUUCGCGAUGUACCACCCGCACCGCCACCGAAAAUCGAACCUGACGAGGAGAUGAUCGAGAUCCCGAGCAAGUGCGUGACGACCAUGCGGCAGGUGCACGUGAAGGCGAACAUCCAGUACAUCGAGCUGGAGGGGCGCUGCGACGGCGAGUCGCUGCUGCGGGUGGUGGCGCAGGCCAAGCCGCGCCGCGUGCUCGGACUGCGGGCCGGGCCCGCCGCGCUCGCCACGCUGCGAAAACACUGUGAAGCUGAAGGCAUAGAAAAAAUAUUCAUUCCCAAAUGUGGAGAAACCAUAGACGCGACCACAGAGUCUCAUAUAUACCAGGUGAAGUUGACCGACAGUCUGCUGUCGCAGCUGUCGUGGCGGUCGGCCGGGGACGCCGAGCUCGCCUGGGUGGCGGCCACGCUCGCACCACGCGCUCGCUCACGGGAGACGGCGCCGGGUGAUGAGGAGUCUAGUAUGGAGGUGUCGAUGUCCCUGGAGCCGUGUGCGGGCAGUGCGCACGCAGCGUCGUUCGUGAACAGCGUGCGUCUGUCGGAGCUGCGUGCGGCGGUGGCGCGGCUCGGACUCGCCGCUGAGUUCGUGGGCGGCGCGCUCGAGUGCUGCAACGGCACGCUCGCCAUACGCAGGUUGGAGAACGGCCGUGUGGCGCUAGAAGGCGUGCUCUCAGAAGAAUAUUACAAAGUCAGGGAGCUGUUGUACGACCAGUUUGCUAUAGUUUAACCAUUUAAAUGGACUGAUUGUAAAUAUUAAAUAAUGUUUUGUAAUAAAAUAUGAAUAUUGAUAA
Messenger RNA from Achroia grisella, 2410 nucleotides. It is a transcript of the gene CPSF2, whose product is annotated as probable cleavage and polyadenylation specificity factor subunit 2. Gene Ontology annotation, biological process: mRNA 3'-end processing by stem-loop binding and cleavage. Bases 157 to 2346 code for a protein of 729 amino acids. Gene Ontology annotation, cellular component: mRNA cleavage and polyadenylation specificity factor complex. NCBI's taxonomy places the organism in Eukaryota, Metazoa, Arthropoda, Insecta, Lepidoptera, Pyralidae. The transcript is spliced from 13 exons. Gene Ontology annotation, molecular function: RNA binding. The record is from RefSeq and is a predicted model, not a curated record.